Molecule: messenger RNA, 642 nt
Organism: Cooperia oncophora
Lineage: Eukaryota; Metazoa; Nematoda; Chromadorea; Rhabditida; Trichostrongylidae
Source: the annotation of a GenBank genome assembly
AUGUAUUCGACACGCCUAAGGCAAGAAAACAUUGCUCGUCAUGCCAUUGAACAAGUUGCGAAUGGAACUUUGGGGCAUUUCUCUAUGUGUUCGGAAUCGCCAGAUGGUAUGCCUGUUGAUGGAGAUGGGCAUGUCCACCCCCCUGAAACGGUUAAAGAGCAACGGUUCAAGUCGUGCAGCUUAUGCGGAAUGUUGAUUGAUGCUGAAAGUUCUGCCGCGAUGGAGAGCCAUUUGCGUGCACACAAGAAAAACGAUGAUCUCAAACUCAAACUUCUUGCACGCUAUGGACCCGAGGAAGUGGGAAGACUGAUGUGUCGCGAUUGCAAUAUGGUGUUUGGAGAUGAAAGCAUACUCAUUAUGCAUAACGAGCAGAUGCAUGUUAGGAGAAGAAAAUACGUUUGUAAGUGGUGUGGUCACGUGGCCUAUACAAUGACGGAACUGAAUGUGCACAAAGCUGAUGUUCAUGCAAUGCCUCCAUUCACCGUCAAGUCUGACAGAGAUAGGAUAAUGAGAAAGCGGCAACUCUAUGGUCGUGGUUUAAUUGCACUUGGUUCCCAUCCCAGACGAACUGAAAUAGAAGAUAGGCACGGCCCUGCUAGUUCGUUAGUGGAUAGCGUGGUCAUUUUUCUUCUUGUAUUUUAA